Condylura cristata (star-nosed mole) is the source of this 1110-nucleotide messenger RNA. It is a transcript of the gene NOM1, whose product is annotated as nucleolar protein with MIF4G domain 1. Bases 1 to 1110 code for a protein of 369 amino acids. Gene Ontology annotation, cellular component: nucleolus. The record is from RefSeq and is a predicted model, not a curated record. The transcript has 8 exons. Gene Ontology annotation, molecular function: RNA binding. Gene Ontology annotation, biological process: ribosomal small subunit biogenesis. NCBI's taxonomy places the organism in Eukaryota, Metazoa, Chordata, Mammalia, Eulipotyphla, Talpidae.
AUGCUCGCGACUCCUGCGCCCGCCAGCGCCUUGUCUGGGGGCCACACGGACCUGGGGCGGCGGGCAGAGGCGGGCGCUGCCACCGACGGGGAGGUGACGCCCCUCUCCCGGCACGCCCGGCCACCGGCCUCCGGGUGGGCGGCCCUGAGGCUUGAGCUCAGUGACAACGGCUCGUGCGCACAGAGCACGAUCGCAAAGAGCACGCGGAGCCGCGGCCGCGCCGGGAGCCUCCGCGACGGCAGGGUGCCCGCCUGCAGCCUAGGGCUGAAGGCGCCGCAGGAGCGCGAGGCCGUGCGCGUGCUGCUGCACUGCUGCCUGCAGGAGCGGGCCGCCAACCCCUUCUACGCCUUCCUGGCGGGCAGGCUCUGCGCGCACCACCGCAGGUUCCAGAUGACUUUCCAGUUCAGCAUUUGGGACAAACUGCGGGAAUUAGAGCGCUUGCCCGCCACCGGCCUGGCCAACCUGGCCCACCUGGUGGCCCACCUGCUGAAGACGAGGGCCCUCCCGCUCUCCGUCUUGAAGGUAGUUGAGUUCAGCGAACUGGACAAACCCAGGGUCCACUUUUUACAAAAAGUGCUGCAUCAGCUCUUAAUGGAAACCGAGGCCGAGGACCUCGCCUUGGUCUUCGCCAGGGUGGCCGACAGCCCCAAGCUGGGCCUGUUCCGCGAGGGCCUGAAGCUCUUCAUCAGCCACUUCCUGCCGAGGCGCGCGCAGCACCUGAGCGCCGAGGCCGCGGGCCAGCUCCCCGGGAUCUGCGGCGGCUUCCGUGUGCCAGCUGCUUUGCCGGCGCAGUUGACUGUGGCCUGCUGGGGACACGCGGUCGUCUCCAGCCACGGCUCGGGCCGGACCCCUGAGGGGGACCGGGCCGGGGACAGCAGGCCGCUCCCCGGCCGCUGCGCGCAUUUAGGUUGUGUGGACAAGUGUGCGGGAGAAGGCUGGCCCCGGGAGCUGGCGCUGGGCACAGGCAGGCCCCUUGGGCACGGGGAAGCGUGCAGCCCAGCCCCUGGGAGGCGAGCCGAGGCGGCCGUGGACCCCGAGAAGGCGCAGGAGCUCGAGCGGCUGAAGAGACGCGUCAAAGGCCUGAUCAACAGGUACGAGGACGGGGAGUGA